UUAUCAAACAUCAACGGGGUACGCGUACGACCGCGCACAGUUAUACGAUUAACCGUGUUUUCAUUCCGUGAACUGUUUCAAGUGCGAAAUCGUGUCUUCUCGAUGUUGAAAAAGUCUUUCUGCACGGCCAUGUUUGUCGAGACAAGCGUUUCUCACCCGAAAUUUGCGUCGUUUCAUCCCGAUGAUAUCGCGUCCCGUGUGCUAUCCAGUGGGCCUUCUCUUCGUAUCGCACGUCUGCAUUUGCCGCGUGUUAAGAAUCACGAAUACACGAGGUUAAUCAUGUCGCCGAGAACAGGAUGCAACAUCCUUUGGAAGCGAUUUGUGACCGAUAGAAGCAACAGGAAAAAUUUACAAUGGAGCAACUGGGAGAGGGUCAAGCAGUUGUGGUUGGUAGUGCCGGUGGAACUGUCCAAGUUGUUCAAAUGGGACAGGGUGGACAGGCUAUGAUGUUACCACAAGCUAUUCAAGUGGCUGCACCAAAUGGACAAAUACAAGUAGUUCCAGUGUCUAGUUUAACUGGUACAGGUCAACAGAUUGUAAUUCAACAACCUCAAACACCGCAAAUUAUUCAAACCCCAGAUGGACAAACGUACAUUUAUCAACCAGUUCAAUUGGAAGGUCAAGUUCAACAAGCGCAACCAACAGUAAUCAAUAUCAAUGGAAAUCUUAUGCAAAUUGCUGGAACAACAUCGCAAACAGCCACAACUGCUGCAGCUACAACUCCGGUACAACCUCUGGCAAGUCCUACUGCAACAGCAACUCAGGCAGGAAAUGUUGUCAUGAUGGUACCAGGUAAUAGUGGACAGGCGCAAUUUCAGAGGGUAGCAUUACCUAAUGCCGAAGUUUUUGAAGAAGAACCUUUGUAUGUGAAUGCUAAACAAUAUAGACGUAUAUUAAAACGACGUCAAGCUCGUGCUAAAUUAGAAGCGGAAGGAAAAAUUCCUAAGGAAAGACCAAAAUACCUCCACGAAUCUCGUCAUCGACACGCAAUGAAUAGAAUUCGUGGUGAAGGUGGUCGUUUUCAUUCUGGUCAAGUAAAGAAGCGAAAUAGAACAAACGAAAACUCCAAGAUUACCCAGCACAUCACAACAUCGACCAACACCAAUACCGUUCGUACUAUAGCAAUAGCAGCAGCAACAAAUGUAGGUGUACAGUAUCACGACACAGACAACAUGGCUUCGACCAUUGUCAUUGAAAAGCCUGGUAUUCCUCUUCAAGAUAUGAUUUCUGAAGAUGAUAUAAUUACCUCAAACAAUUGUUUAGUGUAGAUAAAUAUUUAAAUGAACUUUAGAGGUGACAAGCGGUAAAAUAAUAAGUAAAAAAAGAAAGUGUGUCAGUGAUCAAAUCCUACAUGUAUUUGUGUUAAUCUUUAAUGAACAUUUUGUAAAUAAUCAUCUCAUGAGAUAUAGUGCAAGUAAAUAUUUUGCGAACACGAAGCUGUAAAGAAUCGUCAGAAUUGUACAUAUUACUAUUGUGAAAGUGUUUACAUCUUAUAUUUUUUUAAUUUUCCUUCGCGUACCAUAACAUAAAUUCGAUAACUAACAUUAUUGCAUAAUAUGUUGCGGUACAAUGAAAAACUAGAUUGAAGAUGAAACAUUUCACAUUGUAAUAUUUUGGUAAAGGAAAGACGAUUAUAUGUUGUAGGUUAUAGUUAUAAUUAAUUUCAAAUAUUUCAUGUGUACAUAAAAAGAACCUACAGUGUAACAUAUCGAUUGUGCGGCUACAAAUUGUAAAUUUUUAUAUAAAUCGUAUUGUUACAUUUA
Molecule: messenger RNA, 1763 nt
Organism: Osmia lignaria (orchard mason bee)
Lineage: Eukaryota; Metazoa; Arthropoda; Insecta; Hymenoptera; Megachilidae
Gene: Nf-YA
Product: nuclear factor Y-box A
Biological process (GO): regulation of DNA-templated transcription
Cellular component (GO): CCAAT-binding factor complex
Molecular function (GO): DNA binding; DNA-binding transcription factor activity
Source: RefSeq, a predicted model, not a curated record